Cylindrotheca closterium is the source of this 933-nucleotide messenger RNA. Lineage: Eukaryota; Bacillariophyta; Bacillariophyceae; Bacillariales; Bacillariaceae. The record is from the annotation of a GenBank genome assembly.
AUGACACCUACUUGGGAGAAUGACGGCCCGGUCAUGACUCCUGCUCAGCAGCGCCGGGCGAAGGAAGCCGAGAGGAAGCGUAAAAUGGAUUUGGAAAACAAUGUUCCUAGCCCCUUGUUUAUCAUGGUUUUACCCGGCGAGAUGGAAGGGACGUACUUGUUCAUCAGUAGGUUGAAAUAUGUGGCCUUGGCAACGAACGUAUUGAACGGUUUGCUUCCAUUCUUUACACACCACUUGGGGGAGUUGACGACUACUCAAGCCAAUAGGGUGAUUGCGAAGUGGCUCUCCAUGUCCCUGAUCCAUACGACACACCGCAAGGAACUUGUGUGGUGUUUGGAGACUCUGUGGGCUCGACCAUCGGACCAAACUCUACAAGGCAUUGAUGAAGCCAUCGACUUCCUAGAUGGCUUUGGGUCUGACCCACUUGACGUGGGCGAAGCUAUGCUGGAAUUCGAUAUGGAAAUGGCGGACGCUAAGGACAUUGACGAUGGUGCUGCGGUUGCCGGAAAUAUGGAUGAGCUCCUGGAGAAAGAUAGCCAACUGGAAGCGGCCAUUACGGAGAUAGAGUUUAAGGACAAUCUUUUGAACAACUGGCACGGGAACUGGCUGACUCCCCGCACUGACACUCAGCCAGCUCUGAGUCAUGCCAACACCAACCGAUCUACCGUUGUCGAAUCUAUGACACCUGACCCAGCGGAGAGGUCAUCGACUAAUGCAGAAGGCCUUCCUGUUGAGGACUCUAUCUCCGUCUCGGGAACAGACCUUCCGUCAGUGACAGAGCCUCAGGUCUCGGGUAACUCAUCGGAGGCUUCAAUCUUUCCCAUCUUCCGCCAUUCUCAAUCAUCUCCCCCUUCGGUUCCCGUGAAGGGCAAGAGAGGUAGGAAGAAAGCCUCGACCGGCCGUGGAGCGGGGAGCUCCACGGCAGGGCCAUGA